Messenger RNA from Penaeus indicus, 557 nucleotides. Its product is annotated as pro-resilin-like. The coding region runs from base 22 to 462 and encodes 146 amino acids. Gene Ontology annotation, cellular component: extracellular matrix. The record is from RefSeq and is a predicted model, not a curated record. The transcript is spliced from 3 exons. NCBI's taxonomy places the organism in Eukaryota, Metazoa, Arthropoda, Malacostraca, Decapoda, Penaeidae.
UAUUGUGAUUCCAUCGUAAACAUGUUCUUUAAGAUAUCUGUAUUGGUAGGCCUCGCAGUCUUCGUCGCAGCCCGACCCGAGACUCCUUCCUACUCUCCUGCUCACCCAGCCCCUUCCUACUCGCCUCCCAGCGCAUCCUACAGCGCGCCUGCUCAUCCUUCUCCUUCCUACAGUGCUCCCACAUACGAUAAUGUUCCAGCCCAAUACAACACCCAGUAUGCCGUAAACGACGAAUACUCAGGUAACAACUAUGGACAUCAAGAGAACCGCGAUGGCUACAAGACUCAGGGAACGUACUAUGUGCAGCUCCCAGACGGCCGUCUGCAGAAAGUCACCUACUACGUCGAUGGCGAGUCCGGCUACGUGGCAGAGGUCACCUACGAAGGGGAGGCACAGUAUCCAGCCUAUCAGCCCGCUCCAUCAACUUCUUAUCAGCCUGCUCCAUCACCCUCAUACGCUUAAUUCGCAUGCUAUAUUCGGGAACUAUGAACACCGAAAGAAAUAAUUUAUUUUGAUUAAAUAUCGUACCUGCUGCAUAAAUGUCGAUGUUUCAUUCA